Messenger RNA from Procambarus clarkii (red swamp crayfish), 870 nucleotides. Lineage: Eukaryota; Metazoa; Arthropoda; Malacostraca; Decapoda; Cambaridae. The record is from RefSeq and is a predicted model, not a curated record.
AUGGGUGCCAGCAGUGCCAGUAUGGCAGCACAGGGUGAUCGUCAGCAUGAGUGCCAGCAGUGCCAGUAUGGCAGCACUGGCUCCCACGCCCACUCACGUCAAGCUCACACCCAUCACGUCAAGCCCACACCCACUCACGUCAAGCCCACACCCACUCACGUCAAGCCCACACCCACUCACGUCAAGCCCACACCCACUCACGUCAAGCUCACACCCACUCACGUCAAGCCCACACCCACUCACGUCAAGCCCACACCCACUCACGUCAAGCUCACACCCACUCACGUCAAGCCCACACCCACUCACGUCAAGCCCACACCCACUCACGUCAAGCCCACACCCACUCACGUCAAGCUCACACCCACUCACGUCAAGCCCACACCCACUCACGUCAAGCCCACACCCACUCACGUCAAGCUCACACCCACUCACGUCAAGCCCACACCCACUCACGUCAAGCUCACACCCACUCACGUCAAGCUCACACCCACUCACGUCAAGCCCACACCCACUCACGUCAAGCCCACACCCACUCACGUCAAGCCCACACCCACUCACGUCAAGCCCACACCCACUCACGUCAAGCCCACACCCACUCACGUCAAGCCCACACCCACUCACGUCAAGCGCACACCCACUCACGUCAAACCCACACCCACUCACGUCAAACCCACACCCACUCACGUCAAGCCCACACCCACUCACGUCCAACCCACACCCAGUCAAGCCCACACCCACUCACGUCAAGCCCACACCCACUCACGUCAAGCCCACACCCACUCACGUCAAGCCAGAGCCAGCUCGAUGACUCACCAGGGUGCCUCGUCUGGUGCCAGGAGCCAGGAGCCACCGCGCUGUGGGGCGUCUUAG